AUGUCGUCGGACUCUGAAAGUUCUGGCUCUGAUUAUGAAGGCGAAUACGAUUUGUGUUGCACAAGCUUGAGCAUAGCCGGUGCUCUGAUCGGAAAUAGAGUUGGCGGGAAAGUUGGUGCAGCAGUCGGCGGGGCCGUCGGAGGUGCUUGUGGACUUGGAGUUGUUGCAGUGACAAUGCGGGAGAUUUGGCGUGACGUCCGAGAGAAGUUGUCUGAGCUGUUCGAUAUAGUGUACGACUAUCUGGCAGGACUUGGACUUGAAGACUACAAGAGAGCUGCCAAAUUCGUGAUGCAGAACAGCACCAACAGUUCUCAGCUGGCAAUGUUAAUCCUGCAAUUUGCGACUAACAUUUUGGGAAAGCAGAUCUUGUCGUCUCUCACUCCUAUGUAAUACGUAUUAAAAUUGUGUUUUAUUUUUUAUUUUGUGCAACCGCUGGCGGCUCAGGUUAGGUAGGUAUUAAGACUGUUACCAAAUCUAGACAUAGUUUAUGACGAUUUCAAUAUUAAUGUCAAUCUCUAAAUCUCAAUUGUUUUUCGGUGCGACAAAUAAUAAAUAACUAAAUUAGCUAAUUAAAAAUAAAAUAACGAAUUUUGAUAGCUCAAUAAAUUGAUGUCAAUAUAACACAAAA
Leptidea sinapis is the source of this 628-nucleotide messenger RNA. RefSeq names its product protein C19orf12 homolog. The coding region runs from base 1 to 390 and encodes 129 amino acids. The record is from RefSeq and is a predicted model, not a curated record. Lineage: Eukaryota; Metazoa; Arthropoda; Insecta; Lepidoptera; Pieridae. The transcript is spliced from 3 exons.